AUGACAUCUUCAGAGGUUUCAAGCAAAGGUAAUAGUAGUAUGAGAGGAGACAGGGACACGUUUUCUUUGUCUGGUUUUAGCGACAAAAAUGACGCCGUGGGUGAUUCUAGAACCGUUCCGGCGGUUUCCGGUGCAGUUGAUGCGGAUGUGGCUCUUUAUAAGGAGCUUUGGCGAGCUUGUGCUGGUCCGCUCGUUACGGUGCCUCGCGAAAAUGAGCUUGUGUUUUACUUUCCUCAAGGACACAUCGAACAGGUUGAGGCGUCAACCCAUCAGGUUCCGGAGCAACAGAUGCCGGUAUAUGAUCUUCCAUCAAAGAUCCUUUGCCGUGUUGUUAAUGUGCAAUUGAAGGCUGAACAAGAGACAGACGAGGUGUUCGCUCAAAUAACUUUGAUGCCGGAACCUGAUCAAGAUGUAAAUUCGGUUAAGAAGGAACCAGCACCGCCUGCCCAAUCUAGAUUUCAUGUGCAUUCUUUUUGCAAGACGUUGACUGCUUCUGAUACGAGUACUCAUGGUGGGUUUUCUGUUCUGAGACGACAUGCUGACGAAUGUCUUCCUCCGUUGGACAUGUCAAGGCAACCUCCAACACAGGAGCUGGUAGCGAAGGAUUUGCAUGGAAACGAAUGGCGCUUCAGGCACAUAUUUCGGGGUCAACCCCGAAGGCAUCUUCUUCAAAGUGGUUGGAGUGUCUUUGUUAGUUCUAAAAGGCUCGUUGCUGGUGAUGCCUUUAUAUUCCUAAGAGGUGAGAAUGGAGAGCUCCGUGUGGGGGUAAGACGUGCAAUGAGACAGCAGGCAAACGUCCCAUCGUCUGUCAUAUCCAGUCAUAGCAUGCAUCUUGGAGUCCUUGCAACCGCUUUGCAUGCCAUCCAGACAGGAACAAUAUUUACAAUCUAUUACAAGCCUAGGACUAGCCCAGCAGAGUUCAUUGUUCCUUAUGACCAGUACAUGGAGUCUAUCAAGAACAACUACUCUAUAGGGAUGAGAUUUAAAAUGAGGUUUGAAGGUGAAGAAGCUCCAGAGCAAAGAUUUACUGGAACAGUAGUUGGGAUUGAAGAGUCUGAUCCAAAAAGGUGGCCUGAAUCUAAGUGGAGAUGCUUGAAGGUACGAUGGGAUGAAACCUCGACUAUUCCUCGUCCAGAGAGAGUUUCACCUUGGAAAAUAGAACCUGCUCUCACCCCUCCUGCAAUAAGUCCACUUCCAGUGCAUAAACAAAAAAGGCCUCGAUCAAGCAUGUUGCCUUCGUCUCCUGAUUCAUCUGUUCUUACAAGAGAAGGCCCAUCAAAAGCAGCUGCAGCAGACCCUUCACCUUCAAAUGCAUUUUCAAGGGUCUUGCAAGGGCAAGAACUGCCAGCACUGAGAGUCCCAUUUGCAGAGAGUAAUGAAUCAGAUUCAUGUAAUAGGCCGAUUCAAUGGCCAUAUUCAGUAAUAGACGAAGACAAAAUUGAUGCAGUUUCAUCCCGACGUUAUGGGACGGAGAAAAUUUUACCCUUCGGCAGGCCUGCUGAAUCCUCUUUCACAGAUCUAUUAUCAGGGUUUGGAGCCCACAACACUUCAACCGAAUUUUCUGCAUCUUCUGCUGGUCAAACUGAAGAAAAAUUCAGCUUACGUUCGAACCCGUGGUCCACCAUGCCCUCCAAUCUGUCUCUCAACUUGUUGGGCUCAAGCAUAAAAGGCGUUCAAGCCGGUGAUAUUCCAUAUCAGGCACGGGAUGGUAGGAGCAGUGCCUUUGGCGAGUAUUCCGUUCAUCUUAAUCGAAGGGGUAGUGAACAGCAACAUGGGAAGUGGAUGAUGCCUCCACCGCUUCCUUCGUAUCUACAUAUGCCUUCUCAUUCUACUGAGGUGAUGCCGAAGUCUCCACUUUCUCACCAGAAUGAGGUCAGGAAGCCACAGGAUGGAAAUUGUAAAAUAUUUGGCGUACCCCUUGCUGGCAAUAAGGUUGCAUCCGAUGAGGCGGGGAAUUCACAUCAAGGGUUACAAUCGCAAUCGUACCCCACGCUUGAAUCUGAUCAGAGAUUUGAACAAUCCAAGAGUCCGAAAGUUAUUGGUAAAGAGCGAGAGCAGCAAUAUCAAAAUUCCCAACCACAAGUGAGGGAUGGUCAUGCCAAAGUCCAAGGAGUUUCAACAAGGAGUUGUACAAAGGUUCAUAAGCAGGGGAUUGCUCUUGGUAGGUCUUUGGAUCUUAGUAAGUUCAACAACUACGAUGAACUGAUUGCUGAAUUGGAUGAGUUAUUUGAAUUCAAUGGAGAACUGAAAACCCGCAACAAGACUUGGCUGGUUGUGUACACGGAUGAUGAGGGUGACAUGAUGCUUGUUGGAGAUGAUCCAUGGCAGGAAUUCUGUGGAAUGGUGCGUAAGAUCUUUAUUUAUACUAGAGAAGAGGUUCAACGUAUGAAUCUUGGAAGUUUAAAUUCACGGGGUGAGGACAAUUCAUCGGUUGCAGAAGGCAUGGAUGCUAGGGACACAAAGACUCUUCCAUCAUCUUCAAGUCCCGAGCAUGCAUAGGGUUUUUACUAUAUCUAGGUAUAUGUUGUGUAGGUGGAUAGGGAGGGAGUAUGAUAUAUAUAUACAUAUAUCUUAUGGCAGUUGACAACAGUUGAAAUAAUUAAUUUUAAGUAAGGUGCAUCAAGAUGCUUCCAACUUCCCUGACUGGAGGCAACUCUUUUGAUGGUGAUAUGAUGAUGUUUUCAAUUUUGAACAGUUGGAGCUGUUAUAUACAUAUAUUUCUUAACAUUAUUAUUGUUAUGAUUAAUAUAUAUAUAGUAUGGUUGUAUAUAUAUGUGAUAUUGGGAGAGGAUGGCAUGAUGUAAAGAGGUGUUUUGCUAGCUUUUCCCAAUUUUUCAAUGUAAGGAGAAGUUAUUCAAUUUUAGUUUCAAUGUAAGGAGAAG
Molecule: messenger RNA, 2882 nt
Organism: Cynara cardunculus var. scolymus (artichoke)
Lineage: Eukaryota; Viridiplantae; Streptophyta; Magnoliopsida; Asterales; Asteraceae
Product: auxin response factor 2B-like
Exons: 15
Coding region: 1-2499 (832 amino acids)
Biological process (GO): regulation of DNA-templated transcription; response to hormone
Cellular component (GO): nucleus
Molecular function (GO): protein binding; DNA binding
Source: RefSeq, a predicted model, not a curated record